CGCCUUUGGGUCGAGAUUCAGAAUGGCUCGCUCCGUAUCACGUUCUUAGUGCAAUUUCCCCUUGUAUCAUACACUCUAUCUCUGUUUCUUUCUGCACGUCCACUCGACACUUCGCCUCUUUCCGGCCUGAUCUAGGCUGCUACUCAGCUGCUACAUCAACUUGAAAACGAAUAUCUAUCAUUGGUACUCUGUGGAAUCUAGAGCGUCUGGGACUCCAUUACCGUGCUUUUAUGCCCUCUCUAUUCUAGUCUCUCCCUUUUUCAUCCUUCCCUUUUGCAGGGAACGCCCCGCGAGCAUGACGCGCGUUCAGUGUCAUUUAUUGUUGUUCCUACAUCGCCAGUAUUUCCGACGCUUUUCUUUUUUGUCUUGCCAUACUCUGCAGCGCUGUUCUCGAUUAUCAUUAUCCCGACUAUACGCGUUGUAAGUAGCCGUCGUCUCCAACCAUGUACUAGCGUGUAACGUCUGCUACUCAUGCGUAUGUAUGAUGUGAUGUGUGGAUGUCCCUUCACCUAUGACUGUAGACUUUGACUCAUCAUACCUAUUGCUCAAUAUCAUUGGCAAACAACUUUUGUGACUCGUCGACUUGAACCACCGCCAACCUUAUAAUCGAAAUGAGCUCGCCUCCAAAUGCGGUUGCAGUGUACUGUGGAUCUUCUCCCGGCACAGAGAAGGCGUUCAGUUCGGCGGCGAUCUCUCUAGGACGUGCGAUUGCGGAGUCUGGCCGCGCUCUAGUCUACGGAGGUGGAUCUAAAGGGAUUAUGGGUAUCGUUUCUGGCGCCGUGUUGGAUCGCGGCGGUAAAGUCACUGGAAUUGUACCAUACGCGAUGGUUCAUGCUGGCGGAGAACAGGAGAAAGUAGGAUCGGAUGAACGGAAGACUGUAGCGUUGGUCGAGACCGGCAGAGAGAAUAUCGAACAUAUCGUUGUUGGCUCUAUGCAUGAGAGGAAGGUAGAGAUGGCCAAGAAAUCUUGCGGCUUCUUUGGUCUUCCUGGAGGGUUCGGCACAUUCGAGGAGGUCUUGGAAGUGACAACCUGGACGCAAUUGGGCAUCCACAACAAACCUGUGGUGCUCAUAAACGUCCUUUCUUUCUAUGAGCCAUUGCGCCAGCUCGUGAAUAACGGGAUCAAGUAUGGAUUCAUCAAGCCAGAAUCUAGAAGUCUGCUCGUUUUCGUGGAUGGGCCACAAUCGCACGCUGAACAUGAAGGCUUCGAUUGGGGGAAAGCUGCUGUUGCCGCACUAGACAGCUGGAAGAGAGAUGCUGAGGACGGUCUAUUUGAUUGGUCGUUAAAGUCGACUGGCGGCCACGGUGAACCGUUGGAGUCUACAUGACAUCUCACUUUUCAUUGGUGUCCUCGGGUACAGUGGAUAGAUAUAGAUUUUACACGGUCGAUGUCCGAGGCUUGAGCGUUGGGUCGAUUUUCCGAGCAGGAUCCAUGAAUGCAUCUAUCAUGGAGUCUGUGACCUUCGCUUUGCGCUGAGGAUAUCAUCAGUAUCUUGCUCAGAACGGAUAGGAAGAGGGAAUUGCCUCUUGGAAGUCGGUGAUGAACUUUUGUAAAAGUUCUAUGCAACGAGCCUUCAGCUGCCCAGUCAACAUUCGGCCAGCGCGGUAUUCCUAUCGAAGAUCAGAACAAGAUUGAGAGACGAGCCCAAUCGACGGACGACACCAAUCCUCUCCAAUUCUUCGUCGUCAUCGAGGAAGAAAGUGAGAUACUGGUAAGCAACAUCGACAUCGGUGUUUCCCCCCAAACGUCUGUGCUCUUCUUCUGUCUCUUGGCCACCAGAGAACCCAUGUUUGUUGACCUUGUUUUUGAUCUGAGAGGGCUUGUCCGUCAUGAAAAUGCCGCUGUUCGGGUCACUUGCGCUCAUCUUCGUCUGCGGGCCUUGCAGUGCAGGGAAGAAUUUCGAGUGGAGAAGAGCCGGUUUCGGAUACUUGAGUUUCUGCGCAACAUCACGGGUGAGGCGGAAGUAUGGGUCUUGGUCGAUGGCGCAAGGAAUGAGGCACGGAAUGUUCGAUACAGUGCCAAAGAUUUGCGGGAAAGAGUUGGAGAACGACGGGGCAGCCUGGAUUGCUGCGAAGUGUAUUUUACCGAUGUUAUCACUAUGGAUGUGUGAGCAUGAAUGUCUGACGACGCAAGUAAUAAAAAUUCAACGCCACUCACGAGUCAUUGAAGCCGAAUGUGGCUUUGGCCUGGUUGUAGCUGAUCUGCCUUGAGAUCUUCGAAACGUUCUCGUAGAAUGGACCACCAAGGAAGCCAUAGUUACUGAAUAUGAACGUCUUUUCGAGAUUGACACCCGAAGCGAUGAUAUCGCGAGCGUUUUGUCGAGAGAAGGCCUUGGUCUGUUCGACC
Molecule: messenger RNA, 2347 nt
Organism: Mycena citricolor
Lineage: Eukaryota; Fungi; Basidiomycota; Agaricomycetes; Agaricales; Mycenaceae
Source: the annotation of a GenBank genome assembly